Penicillium odoratum is the source of this 3150-nucleotide messenger RNA. RefSeq names its product mannose-ethanolamine phosphotransferase GPI13. Gene Ontology annotation, molecular function: mannose-ethanolamine phosphotransferase activity. Gene Ontology annotation, biological process: GPI anchor biosynthetic process. The transcript is spliced from 2 exons. Gene Ontology annotation, cellular component: endoplasmic reticulum membrane. NCBI's taxonomy places the organism in Eukaryota, Fungi, Ascomycota, Eurotiomycetes, Eurotiales, Aspergillaceae. Bases 1 to 3150 code for a protein of 1049 amino acids. The record is from RefSeq and is a predicted model, not a curated record.
AUGGUGCCAAAACCUGCAGGUCCUGCAGGUGGUAAUGCACCGAAGACCUCCGCAAAGGGAAAACAAAGUGGUGGUCCGGACUUUAAGGCCCUGCAGCUUGAGUCAGAGUUUAAGAGCAAGCAUUUCGGUGUGCUAGGUGUAUUAACGUGGAUUCUAUUGUUACACCUCGCCGGUAUCUACUUCUUCACCAAGGGCUUCCUUCUUACGCGCAUGGUGCUGGAGAGCAAAUCGUCUUGUGAAGUACUCCCCUUUGACAACUCGAACCACCAAGUCACCGGAAAUACACAUGGAAAUGGAUGCUGGCAUCAGAAAUCCUUCGACAAGGCGGUUGUGAUCAUUAUCGACGCUCUCCGGUACGAUUUCACUGUGCCCUUUGCCUCUCAAGAUGAGAGUGAAGAGGCCCACCUGUUCCACGAUAACAUUCCGAUCCUGUAUGAAACUGCUGUCAAGAACCCCGCCAACGCGUUCCUGUUGCCUUUCAUCGCGGAUCCGCCGACAACGACCCUCCAGCGCUUGAAGGGCCUAACCACUGGUACCCUGCCUACUUUCAUCGAUGCGGGCUCUAACUUCGCUGGAACUGCGAUUGACGAGGAUAACUUGGUCGCACAAUUGCACAGCGCUGGCAAGACACUCGUCCAGCUUGGUGAUGAUACUUGGCAGUCUUUGUUCCCAGGGUACUUUAACGAGAACCUCACUCACCCGUACGACUCGUUCAACGUGUGGGACCUACACACUGUUGACAACGGCGUGAAUGAACAUCUCUUUCCGCUUCUUCGUACCGAGAACAAGAGCAAGUGGGAUGUAAUUUUUGGUCACUAUCUCGGUGUUGAUCAUGCGGGUCACCGCUAUGGACCCAACCACGCUGCUAUGGCUAGCAAGCUCCAGGAGAUGGACCGAGUGAUUCGCGAUAUCAUCGUCGCUUUGGAUGAUGAUACCCUUUUGGUGGUAAUGGGCGACCACGGCAUGGAUAUCAAGGGUGACCAUGGCGGCGAGUCAGACGACGAGGUCCAAGCAGCUUUGUGGAUGUACUCAAAGAGAGGAAUCUUCGGCCGUACGAGCAAGGAGAGCCUGCUUCCACCAAAACACGCUCGUGAACGUUCCGUCCCUCAGAUUGACCUCGUUCCGACCCUGUCUCUGCUCCUUGGCAUGCCGAUCCCGUUCAACAAUUUGGGUUCUCCCAUUGAGGAAGCCUUUGCUGGAUCAAGUGGCAAUGACUGGGCCAAUCUACUGGCUGUCAACCGUCUGACAGCUGCACAAAUCAAGAGAUACCAGCACGAAUAUGCUAUUGCUCGUGGUGCAGGUGAAGAUGAGGAAUCGUUUGGUCUUUGGUCUGCGGCGGAAACGGAAUGGAAGUCUGCCUCCAAGGGCUUCACUUCCAAGUCAAUCAAAAUCCGAGCUAGCUAUGACCUUUACCGCAAGUACCAGCGACACACUCUGGAUAUCUGUCGUGGACUCUGGGCCCGUUUCGAUGUUGUCAGCAUGAUCCAAGGUGUCGUGCUCCUCUUCGGUGGCAUUUCUUUGCUGGUUCUGUACGCUCGUGGCAUGAAAGCAGACCGGACUGAGCUCUCUUCGCGUUUCCUGUCUUUUGUCAGCAUUGGAUCCGGUGUGGGUGUUGUGGCCGGCUCUGUCUUGGCUUUCUCUGGACUCACUGACAUGACCAUGAUCGACCUGGCUGUUUUGGUGGCCGCUGGUGGAAGCAUGGUGGGCGCAUCUCUCGCUCUUAUUAGGAAGUCGGCACAGUUGACCGUGCCUCUUCCCACCGGCAUGUGGGGAUGGCUUGCCUUCUUCUUCACUGUGUCUCAGUCUCUUGGAUUUGCAUCCAACUCUUAUACCAUCUGGGAGGAUGAGAUUCUGCUCUUCUUCCUCACAACAUUUGGUGUAUGCGCUGGUAUCUCGUCCAUGCGCCAGAAAUCCACACCCGACCGGGUUCUGGGUGUGUAUCAUUCGCUUCUUUUCGUUAUAUUGGGCCGUGUUGCAUCUUUCUCUCGCCUCUGCCGUGAAGAGCAGAUGCCCUUCUGCCGAUCAACCUACUACGCCUCUUCGACUUCGUCCAUAUCUGCUCCUUGGCAACUGAUCAUUCCAUUUGUGGUCAUGAUAUUCCUCCCGAGCGUGGUGCGGUCCUUCUACAGUGGCUCCAAGUCAUAUGAGGAUAAUGCUACGUUGUGGAUUGGCUUCGCUUUCCGCUUUGGUCUUCUAGUUACCUCGGUGUUCUGGGUGCUAGAAGGCGCUGACGAUGGUGAAUGGCUUCCGCUGAGCAAAGAAACCCUCAAGUCCCUCCGGGUGUUCCUUGCCCAGCUGGUCCUUGCUCUGGCGUUCGCCGCGGGCACAGCUGCUUUCCUUUACGCCAAGCCUUGUGUGAGCGUCAGCGUGAGUCAAGCCCAAGAAGAUCCGAACGCGCCCCCGGUGCCCUUCAUCGUUGGCCAAGAUCAGAAACCCCGAACCACUGUGACCGUACUCGGCUUUGGCAACAUGUACGGCACUCGCUUCUUCUUCAUGGUGAUUAACUUUGCUCUUGCCAUCAUCCUCAUGUCAAAGCCCAUGGGCCAGGGUGCAAUUGCUCUGCUGCUCUGGCAGAUUUUAUCCCUCCUUGAGAUCCUCGACACUAACGCCCUUACUCUCGCCAACUCCUCGAUCGGCCCCAUCAUCCUGGGCAUAUUGGGAUCUUUCUACUUCUUUAAAACCGGCCACCAAGCCACCCUCAGCAGCAUCCAAUGGGAAACCGCCUUUAUCCCCCUCUCUACAAUCCAAUACCCCUGGUCCCCACUGCUGGUCAUCCUCAACACAUUCGGCGCCCAGAUCCUCGCUGCCCUCGCCGUCCCACUCACUGUCCUCUGGAAGCGACCCCUUCAAACACACGACCGUGUCUCCUCUUCUUCUUCUCCCAAUAAACCCGCCAACCCCUCUACAGAGCUCCUCUCCGACGUCAUCCAAGCCGUCUCUACUCACAUCCUUUACUUGGCUACUAUCAACCUCGCCACCACCAUGUGGGCCGGCCACCUCCGUCGCCACCUAAUGCUAUACCGCAUUUUCAGCCCCCGUUUUAUGAUGGGUGCUGUUGUCUUGGGCGUUAUCGACGUUGUCCUUUUGGUCUUUGCUGUUCCUGGCGUGCGCUUUAGCACGGUCAGUGUCGGUGAGAUCUUUGGCUGGUGA